Messenger RNA from Hordeum vulgare subsp. vulgare (domesticated barley), 2018 nucleotides. RefSeq names its product GPCR-type G protein COLD1. Bases 137 to 1543 code for a protein of 468 amino acids. Gene Ontology annotation, molecular function: abscisic acid binding. The transcript is spliced from 13 exons. Gene Ontology annotation, biological process: response to abscisic acid. NCBI's taxonomy places the organism in Eukaryota, Viridiplantae, Streptophyta, Magnoliopsida, Poales, Poaceae. Gene Ontology annotation, cellular component: membrane. The record is from RefSeq and is a predicted model, not a curated record.
ACAGAAACAGCACGGCAGAUUCACAGCCCCCCCUCCUCCCCGUUCUGUUCCCCCCCACAGCGAGAUCCGACCGCCGACCACUCCGAGCCCCGCCGGACGGAGCCCCGCCGGCGUCCAGAGAGGCGAAGCCGGAGGGAUGGGGUGGGGCGUGGUGGUCUACGAGGGCACGGUGGUGGGGGCGUCGCUGGUGGGGCUGGGGUGGGCGGGGCUGUGGUUCCUCAACCGGCGGCUGUACAAGGAGUACGAGGAGCGGCGGGCGCUGGUGCAGAUCCUCUUCGGCCUCGUCUUCGCCUUCUCCUGCAACCUCUUCCAGCUCGUCCUCUUCGAGAUCCUCCCCGUCCUCUCCAAGCACGCCCGCUUCCUCAACUGGCACCUCGACCUCUUCUGCCUCAUCCUCCUCCUCGUCUUCGUCCUCCCUUACUACCACUGCUACCUGCUGCUCCGCAACUCAGGGGUGAGGAGGCAGCGGGCCUGCCUCGCCGCGGCCCUCUUCCUGACCAUCUUCCUCUACGGCUUCUGGCGCAUGGGGAUUCACUUCCCCAUGCCUUCUCCGGAGAAAGGUUUCUUUACGAUGCCGCAGUUGGUUAGUAGGAUCGGCGUAAUUGGAGUGACUGUCAUGGCUGUUCUUUCUGGUUUUGGUGCGGUCAAUCUGCCAUACAGCUACCUGUCUCUGUUCAUCAGGGAAAUCGAUGAAAUGGACAUCAAAGCUUUGGAACGGCAGCUGAUGCAAUCCAUGGAGUCAUCUAUUGCUAAGAAAAAGAAAAUUAUUCUGUCCAAAAUGGAGAUGGAAAGGAUUCAAGGAUCAGAGGAGAAGCUUAAAGCCAUAUCAUUUCUGAAGCGUAUUGUUGGAACAGUUGUUCGAUCUGUGCAAGAAGAUCAAACUGAGCAGGAUAUCAAAAACUUGGAAGCAGAGGUCCAGGGAUUGGAAGAGCUUUCCAAACAGCUAUUCCUUGAGAUAUAUGAAUUACGUCAAGCUAAGAUAGCUGCUGCUUAUUCCCGAACCUGGAGAGGACAUUUUCAGAAUCUGCUAGGAUAUGCCUUGUCAGUAUAUUGUGUUUAUAAGAUGCUCAAGGCCUUGCAGAGUGUAGUCUUUAAAGCGGCUGGCUCUGUUGAUCCGGUAACCAUGACGAUUACCAUUUUCUUGAGGCAUUUUGAUAUCGGUAUUGAUGUCACACUAUUAUCACAGUACAUAUCUUUGCUGUUCAUCGGGAUGUUGGUUGGCAUAUCUAUCCGAGGUUUCUUGGCAAAUGUUAUGAAGUUCUUCUUUGCUUUUUCUAGAGUUGGGACCGGGUCAACAACGAAUGUUGUCCUUUUCUUAUCUGAGAUCAUGGGCAUGUAUUUCAUAUCAUCGAUUCUUCUGAUAAGGAAAAGCCUGGCAAAUGAGUACAGGGUGAUCAUCACAGAUGUUUUGGGCGGUGACAUUCAGUUUGACUUCUACCACCGCUGGUUUGAUGCCAUAUUCGUGGCGAGUGCCUUCUUGUCCUUGCUUUUGAUUUCAGCCCAGUACACCUCCCGGCAAGCAGACAAGCAUCCAAUUGAUUGACGUGUCUUGUCCCACUUGUGCAUAGUGUUGCUUUUAACCACUAUCUGUCCAAGGUUGACACAUUCUUUAAAGUCAGUUCACAAAGGAGGUUGUUUCUUAGGAGACCUCCACACACAGUUACGGAAAAUAUAGUACACCAGUUAACUCGAAGGCGGCUGUUUGCUUGAAAGUUUGUUCGCGAGUUGGUGUUGAGUCAUGAUUAACAGCUCCUCCAUAGUUUUCAAGCCAUCAGUGCUGGCCCUGCAGUAGUCAGAGAAGUGUUGCGUGGUGAUGUUGCAACGGGGCAGUUUGCAGUGCUUUUAUCAAAACAAGCGAGGAAGCCACCCUCUUAGGAAUGGUGAAGGAUGGUGUAAUAUAGCUUUGGAAUAUAGCUUGUUAGCAUCGUCUGCAGUUGGUGUACCUUCCACAAUUGUUUUGAGCUAUUGUGCAAUAUUUGCCAUAACUUUUAAAAGGAAAAAAAGAUUAUUAGUAUUCA